Messenger RNA from Jatropha curcas, 1346 nucleotides. RefSeq names its product protein SRG1. The record is from RefSeq and is a predicted model, not a curated record. Lineage: Eukaryota; Viridiplantae; Streptophyta; Magnoliopsida; Malpighiales; Euphorbiaceae.
AUUAAUGCUCCUUCAGCUCUAUGCUUUUCUAAAUGACAAGAACGCAAUGAUUAGCUCCUACAGCAGAAAAGGUUGGUAAUGGAGUCACCAAAACUAGAAGCAGUUAACUUAGGAAAAUCUAUAAUAGUGCCUAGCGUCCAAAAGCUGGUGGAAGAGGGAUCUCUAUUCAAGAUACCACCUCGAUAUGCAAUACUUGAUCAGGACUUUCCAACUGUUUCUGGCGAUGGGUCUUUGCUUUUAUCGGUUCCGGUUAUCGAUCUUGAAAAAUUGGUUGCCGGAGAUUCCAUGGAUUCUGAAUUGGAGAGGUUGGAUGCUGCUUGCAAAGAGUGGGGUUUCUUUCAGAUUGUAAAUCAUGGAGUGAGCACUGAUUUGAUAGAAGGUUUCAAGCUAGAAGUGAAGAAUUUAUUCAAACUUCCAUUUGAAGACAAGAAAAAGCUGUGGCAGCAACCUGACAAUUUUCAAGGGUUUGGACAGACCUCUGUAGUAUCAGAAGAACAAAAGCUAGACUGGUCUGACAGGUUUGCUAUUAACACCCUUCCUCUCACUGCCAGGAACAAUGAUCUUUUCAACAAAAUCCCUCCAACCCUCAGAGAGAUUUUGGAAACUUAUGCUAGUGAAAUGAAAAAUCUUGCCAUAAAAAUGUUAGGCCUGAUGGCAAAAGGUUUAAAGAUGGAUAGCGAAGAAAUGAAAGGGUUAACCAAUUAUGGUUUACAAGUAAUCAGAAUGAAUUACUAUCCUACAUGCCCUGAACCAGAAAAGGCCAUCGGUCUUACUCCUCAUUCUGACGCUGCUAUUUUAACAAUUGUGCUUCAACUCGAUGAAACUGAAGGGCUACAGGUUAGAAAGGAAGGAAAAUGGAUCCCUGUUAAACCGCUUCCAAAUGCUUUUGUUGUCAACAUAGGAGACUUGUUGGAGAUUGUGAGCAAUGGUGUAUACCGGAGCAUUGAACACAGGGCAACUGUGAAUUCAACAAAGGAGAGAAUCUCUGUUGCAACAUUCUACACUGCAAAUCUAGACGGUAUUUUAGGCCCUGCAGCCAGUCUUAUUGGUCCUCAUAAUCCGGCAAUCUUUGAUCAAAUUCAGGUGGAGAAGUACCUAAAGGGAUAUUUUACUCGAAAAUUGGAUGGCAAGUCCUUCCUUGAGUGCAUGAGAAUAUAGAAGAUGAAGAAAACAGAAUUUGAAUCAAUAAAUUGAUGAGCUAGCUAGGUCCUGGAAUGCCAAUAUGCAAGACUAGUUUUCAGAACCAUAUAUGCAUUAGGUUCUUUUAAAAUCUGUAAAAUACUAAAAUCUAUAUUGUUAUCAUAUAAACAGUAUUAUGAAAUAAGAGGAUUGAAAAGUUCCACCAA